CCGUUGUUGUUGUUUAGUGGAAGCUAACUAGCCAUUAGCUCUUGUGUCGGUUGCUCGGGGGAAGAUGUCUGUGGAUGUGUCUCACGCUCCGCGGUCUGUGCUGGUCUGUGAUCGAUCCUCUUUCCUGGAUGGGAAGAACCGGAUCAGUUCUCAGCUGCAGCAGCUGCACUUCAACUACAAGGUGUCCAUGCUGCUGCCUGAGUGUAGCUCCGCCCCCUCUCACCUGGACUCUGUUUUGAAAAGCUUCAACAGUUUCUACCUGAUCAGGAACAUGCCCAUAUGUGAACUGCUGGAUAAACACUUCCUGGAGACCUCCGUGUACCACGGAAGUGUGUCCGGUCUCUCGCACAGAACCAGGAUCGAUGAAGAUAACUGUGUUGCUCUGAUGCCGAACGGUCGACUGUUUCUCUCGCUGGACAAACAUUCCUUCCAGGUGUUGGGAGUUGAGGGGAAACCAUCGAAGUUCAACCACAGAACAAAGAACAGAUUUGUUGUAUCCGUGGAUCUGACUGACAGCAGCAUGGCUCCUGGUGGGCGGGGCUAUGUCAGACUCCUCACAGGUCUGAGGUCACGACUUCCCCUGAGGAGCGACUUCCUGCUGUCACAUCAUCCAGAGGGUGGAGCCUCUCUGCAGCCCCUUCUGUCGCGUUAUGAUUGGUCGGAGCACAGACCUGAGAUCAGCAGUCAGGUCUUGAAACACCUGUCCUGUCCCGCCCUGCUGUCCUCUGACCUGCAGCCAGAUGAUGCUCACAGUUGCCUGGAGUGGCUGGGAGCCGUGGACGCCGACAUCAGCUGUGAGAACUCGUCCAGCAGCUUCCUGUCCUCAAUGGUCUGUCCGGAGCCGAAGACAACACUGAGUCGAGCUCUGAGGGUCUCCAUCUGUGGACUGCUGCUUCCUCAGGAUGUCCAGCGGCUCGUCCAGGAGCUCAGGUGUCACCUGGAGCAGCCUCGACUGGCACCCUGGGCGUCUCUGACGGUUCACGGUUUCGUUGACAGUCCUGUAUCUUGGGGGGAUGGUGAGCACGGAGUCCUGACAGGAGGAGAGAACUUCUACAACCUGCUGAUGUUCCACGACCACACCUACCAUCUUCACCUGGCUACAGGGGCACAUGACACCUGUCCACCAUGAUGAUGUCAUCAGCGAGCGCCUGCCUUGAUCUUUGAGCUGUUUUUGUUUAACUUUAAUCAGGUUUCGUUGUAGAAACUUGUUUCCCGUCAAAUGUCUCAAACUAAAUAACUGAUUAAAAUAAAAUCAUUUAGACAAAAUGAAAUAAAAUCUGAGUUUUAAAAAGAGGAUCAGAUUUUUGAAUGU
Molecule: messenger RNA, 1312 nt
Organism: Paralichthys olivaceus (Japanese flounder)
Lineage: Eukaryota; Metazoa; Chordata; Actinopteri; Pleuronectiformes; Paralichthyidae
Gene: rpp40
Product: ribonuclease P/MRP 40 subunit
Biological process (GO): tRNA 5'-leader removal; tRNA 3'-end processing; endonucleolytic cleavage in ITS1 to separate SSU-rRNA from 5.8S rRNA and LSU-rRNA from tricistronic rRNA transcript (SSU-rRNA, 5.8S rRNA, LSU-rRNA)
Cellular component (GO): multimeric ribonuclease P complex; ribonuclease MRP complex
Molecular function (GO): ribonuclease P activity; ribonuclease MRP activity
Source: RefSeq, a predicted model, not a curated record